Messenger RNA from Ostreobium quekettii, 874 nucleotides. The record is from the annotation of a GenBank genome assembly. NCBI's taxonomy places the organism in Eukaryota, Viridiplantae, Chlorophyta, Ulvophyceae, Bryopsidales, Ostreobiaceae.
AGCCGAAGAACAGGGGCACGGCGUCGGUUGUGAGACGCGCACCCCGCUGACGGCCCAACGCGAACGCCGGCCUUGCUCCGCCCCUGCCGUACGGACGCCCGCCACGGGGACGGACGCCUUCCCUGCCGGGCGCCUCCGAAAUGGCCUCGCCGGCGGGCCGCCCUGCGUAGCCAAGGACCAGGCGCCCGCCAUCCCGCCGGAGCCGGCGAUGGAUGACGGCCAGGAGCGGCGCCCGCGGCUCCAGGAGCUGUACGAUGUGGGCUGGAGGACGUUCGGCCGGCGCGGCGGCGGCGCGCCCUCGCGGGAGGAGGUGCUGGCCGUGCUGGGCGCCCUGCGGGAGGUGCCCAUUGAGGAGGUGGGCCUCCCCGGGCCCCUGGGCCGGCGCGGGCGGUCGGCCCGCUCCAUCACCUACCUCCCCGUGAAGGAGGACCGUCGCCUGCACCUGGGCGUGUUCUGCAUGCCUCCGCGCGCCACCAUCCCGCUGCACGACCACCCCGGGAUGACGGUCCUGUCGCGCGUGCUGUAUGGGCGCGUGCGCAUAACGUCGUACGACUGGGCGGAGGGGGCCGGCGGCGGGGCGGGCGGGGGCGCCGCUAGGCGGGUGGCUGACGAGGUGCUGUCCGGGCCCACCGGGACCAGCCUGCUGACGCCCGUGCACGCCAACGUGCACUCCCUGGAGGCGCUGACCGCCUGCGCGGUGCUGGACGUCUUGGCGCCACCCUACGCCCCCAGCAAGGGCCGGGACUGCACGUACUUUAGGGAGUGCCCCGGGGGGGACGCUGGGCAGGGGGACGUGCUGCUGGAGCCCUGCGAACCGCCGGCGGACUUCGAGGUGCAGAGGGGAGAGUAUCGGGGGGUGGUCAUCGAGGGCUGA